AAGAGACGGACUGGGGUGUGUGAGCCACAUCUGGAAUAGUAGCUACAGAGGAAGAGCCGAGAGGAGCAGAAAGUCGCGGAUACUUUCCCCAAACUCUUCACUUCAGCACUCCCUUUUCACGGAAUCAAACCUCCUGCUUUGCUUCGCCUUUUUUAUCUACUUGAGAAAAUGCUGCUCAUCUUACUUGGAGUGCUCAUCCUGCACCUCAUCAUCCUCAUUCUCCUUAUUGUGUCCACAGCAGCCAGUGCAUGGACUGUAGGUGGGGACAGGAGCUCAGAUCUGUGGUACAAUUGCAUGACAACCAAUGGAGGCUACCACUGCAAACCUGCAAGCAAUGAAGACUGGAUCCAGGCGGUUCAAGCCCUCAUGAUCCUCUCCUUGCUCUUCUGCUUCUUCUCCCUCAUCGCCUUCGUGUAUCAGCUGUUCAAACUCGUGAAGGGCGGACGCUUCUUCUUCACAGCCAUCUUCCAGAUCUUGGCGAGCGUGUUCGUGAUGUGCGGGGCGAUCAUCUACACUGUGAUGAGUCCAGAUGAUGGAUCCGGGGCACAGUUUGGUUACGCCUAUGUGCUGGCUUGGGUGGCUUUCCCUCUCUGUCUCAUCAGCGGCCUCAUUUAUAUCGUGCUGAGGAAGAAAGAAUGAGAGGCAGAGCAGAGGAGGAAAAGAGGAGGGGGAAGUUAGGAGUACCCCUUUGAACAACAUCGCACUGUGCCUACUGCCCACAGACCAAAGACUGACAUCCCAUCGACACAACAAAAGUGCAUGUGCCACUAAUCAUUUUAAACACCGAAUGGAGGCGUUUAACUCUGCUGGGGAUUCCUUCUUAGUCCUUUUUACCCUUUUUGUCUCCAUCACAUGCUGAAAAAUAACAGCUACUUUCUUUGUGAAUACUGCCAAACUUUCUCAUGUGUUUAGAAAUACGUUGGUGACAUGUCGACUUUUGUUGCAACCCUCCCGACUUCCACAAAUCCAUCAUGUGUGAUAUCAACGAUGAACAAUCCUGCCUUUCUUCAGUACAAAGAUGUACAUAGUGUCUGUGGUUUUUAGACAUAUUUAUAACAUUUUUACAUACAUUUUGUACAUAGUGUUGUCAAGUUAACAUUGUCAUGCUCAUUUUAGAGUUUUUGUGUCUCUCACAAAUCAUGCAGCUGUGCCAAAGAGAUGUCGCUUCAUAUGCCAGAGUAUCAAGCUUUUCUAAAUGUUGUCUUCUUUGUGGUGUCAGAUGCUUUGAACCGUGUCGUGCCUUACUAAGAAUACCGUCUUGAAGGAAAUGAGAACAUCCUCAGAAAUUAAAAGAGAAUACAAAAAAGAAGUGUCAAUGAAGUUUUUUUUCCUCUCUCUGAAUAUUCUUUGUACUUGAUAAGCCAAAUAAAAUGUUUUGAAUUUUGUAAUCUAGUUUUGAAAAAUGGUGCUUUUUUAUCUACUAUUCUUGAAAUGUAUAGCCUUCUUUGUGUUGUGAGUGCUCUGUGAUUAAUUUGCUUUGUACAAACCCACGUUUGCAUUUUUGUCAGUAUUCUUCUAAAUAAACCCUCUGAAAAGAA
This is a messenger RNA of Cheilinus undulatus (humphead wrasse), 1538 nucleotides long. Its product is annotated as peripheral myelin protein 22-like. The transcript is spliced from 5 exons. Lineage: Eukaryota; Metazoa; Chordata; Actinopteri; Labriformes; Labridae. Gene Ontology annotation, cellular component: plasma membrane. The record is from RefSeq and is a predicted model, not a curated record. The coding region runs from base 169 to 639 and encodes 156 amino acids.